Messenger RNA from Dermacentor silvarum, 801 nucleotides. RefSeq lists its product as uncharacterized. The record is from RefSeq and is a predicted model, not a curated record. Lineage: Eukaryota; Metazoa; Arthropoda; Arachnida; Ixodida; Ixodidae. The coding region runs from base 54 to 779 and encodes 241 amino acids. The transcript is spliced from 4 exons.
CUCAAGCUGUUCACGAGCGCUGCCUCUUUUCUGACCUGUACUGGGUGAGCAACAUGCAGACGCUGGUCGGCACGUGGGUGCUUAUGCUCGGCGUAUUCUGUGGCCAGAAUGAAGCGACGCUGCUGCCCAUCUUGGCUGCAAUUAAAGGCACGCUGCUGAACGCGAACCGAGGGGACACUCAAGGCAUCCGAAGCUUUAUGAAUGAUGGCUUUCAUGGACAAACGGAAACGCGGCUGUUUCAGGCGAGCUUCAGUGACGACAGUGACAGCGGCGUUGGUGCGCAGAUCCUGCGCCAGGAGGCGCCACUGAUCCACGAGAUCGAGAUGCGGAUAAGCGAAGGGCUCGAAGCGGAGCGCAACCUGACGUCCCUCCGCGAAGAGAUCCGCCGUGAGCUAGCGGAAGCCGAAAGCUCUGGAGGAUUGGGAGACGGCCAACGUGCCCAAAUGGAAAACAGAAUCUGGCAGCUCGACAAGCGCCUCGGUCAGCUGCGGCAAAAGAACCUCGAAGUGGAGAGACGGUUUCUCGACGUCAUCGGUGGCAUCAGGUCGGGAACGAUACGGAACCGGUGGCAGGCGCACAACAUGCUGGGCGGCAUUGCACAAUUCUACACCAACGUGGUGAUGAGCUACGUCAACACCUCCGUGUCGCUGGCCAUGGGAAUCGUCAACUUCUGGACGGGCCUCUUCGGGAAGAUAACGGGAAUGGUCGGCGGGUCGUCGAUGCGCUUAUUCAAGAUGCCGCGUGUGGAGGCAGGACGCAGCUUUGUUGCAGGCCCUUAGGUACACCUGCUUGUACGAAAUA